Seminavis robusta is the source of this 1080-nucleotide messenger RNA. Lineage: Eukaryota; Bacillariophyta; Bacillariophyceae; Naviculales; Naviculaceae. The record is from the annotation of a GenBank genome assembly.
AUGAACAGAUACCAAGCCCCAAAGCCCGAAAUCAUGAUGAACAGCAACAACGAUGAAGCCUUUCUCACUUUGCUAUCGUCACAGCGCGAGUUGCUUACCCAACUCAACCGAGAAAACGCGGAGCGACGUGUCACUGGCAACAAUGGGUAUCAUCAUCCUCAGGGUACUGGUACCUUUGGCAGCAACGGCUUUGACGCCACCUUAUCUGCUUCCAUGAGCACAAUGGGAAGCACCCUCUAUCCUUCCGCCACUAAUAACAUUGUGACUCCCAAUCACUCCAUCUGCGAACAUCAGACUUCCUCCUCCGCAAACGGCGAGAAUGUUUUGUACUCCAAGAGAUUCUCGUUGGGAUUGGGCAACGACUAUUUCGGGAUGACACCGACGGCCUCUGUAACAGGCUUUGGUGACGAUCUCAUGAAGGCUUCCUCUUUUGGCCCUGAUCCCAUCGGUUGCGAUAUUGUCCCCUUUGCUGACAUGAAAGCCAACACCAAGAAGAGAGAUAAGGACGACUUUGGUUUUGACGAGUUUUUCUCUGCGAAGAAGCGACGCCUAAGCAACGCUGCGCUUAUUCAGAGCAUCUUUUCCGAAGAAUCCCAUCAGCCGCAUCAGCAGCAACAACAACUCGAGCAGAGUAUCCAACGCCGCUUUUCUCUGACAUCGUUUGUCGAGAGUGGAUUGGAGAUGCCGUCCUUUCUCGAUAGCAGCACACCAGCAGAAGAAAACAAGGACGAUCUCGUCACUUGGCAGACCGCUACGAAACCUUCUGCACCCGUUGUUCUGACCCCCACUCCAGUCACUCCCACUAGCAAGCCCAAAAAGGCCAAGCAAACAAACAAGGCCCAAGCGCAGAUGCCACUCAUCAGAACCAUGGACCCACAAGAAGCGCGUGCAAAGCUCAUGUCCCUGUCAAGUGCUAUGGAGAAGACUCAAAAAAGCCAGCAGGACAUUCAUGAUUGGGAUCGCAAGAUGGGGCUCAAGCGCUCUCAUAGCAAGACGAUGCGUCUCACCACGAGGUCGAGAAAGAAGCUUCGAGCCAUGCUGAAGAAGCAAAUGAAUGCGCUCACUUCCAAGAAGCGCUAA